Messenger RNA from Arctia plantaginis, 255 nucleotides. Lineage: Eukaryota; Metazoa; Arthropoda; Insecta; Lepidoptera; Erebidae. The record is from the annotation of a GenBank genome assembly.
AUGUUGAUGUUCAGCAAUUCUUUAGUUGCUUUGAGUGAAGUUGUUAAUUUUUAUUUCUUCUACGCGGUCAUUGGUACACGGGCUAUGAGUGGAUAUGCAUAUUGUCCUGAAUCUGCCUUAGCUCCGUUGCACUUCGUAUUGGAGUAUGCAUUAUGGCGAGGCUGGCACCAGGCUGUCAUCUACACUCCAGAGUUGGAGCAAGCUAUAUACUUAAUAGUCUUAUGGAUAGAAGAUGCGCAAAAGAAGCCAGAAUAA